AUGGAUGAAGCCUGUGCCACACCAUCAUCAAAUUCGACGAUAGAUUCAGUUCCUGCGUCACCGUCAGAAGUCAAGCGAUUGUCACCAGUCAAGACAGGGAUCUCCCUCCUUGGACUCUCAGAUCUUGAAUUCCGCCUCUUCGAUCACUAUUGCAGCUCUGUAGCCCCAAUCAUCUCGGCCCAUGACCAUUUGCGGCAGAUGUGGCAGCAUGAGAUUCCCCAGCAAGCCAAAGCUCAUCCGUACCUCAUGCAUAGUAUGUUAUCGAUAAGUGCUUCCCAUCUCUGCGGCGCAUAUGCCAAGCAGCCCCUAGAACAGCAACCGCAGAAAAUACUAGAUGUCUCCCCUGUUAUUGGAGAAUCGAUCCUCAAAACCAGCUUCUACCAUGACUCUUUUGAUCGAACGGAGCGGCAGAUGCAGCAAAGCCAUCUAUACGAAUGCCAUUCUUUGGAACAACAACGCCUGGCCUUCCAAGCCUACAUCCCUAGUCUCUGUACCCUAAACGUGGAGAAUCAGGAAGCUCUUUGUGCUGCCUCGGCCCUCUUGUCACUCAAUGCCCUAGCUUCGACACAAAAUCGUUACUGUGCGGCAACUUAUCAGUCUCGGCACCCAUCGCCCAUCGACGACUGGUUGGAGAUUUCUGUCCUGGUUCGGGGUGUCAACUCAGUUGUCCAGAACGCUGGCGCCACCAUAAUGGAUGGCUUUUUACAGCCUAUGCUCUGCCAUCGACGCGUCGAAGGUACCGAAAGCGACAUCGAAAGUCAAAUCAAGCAAGCCGUCUCACCGCAGGUCUUAUCAGCACUUGAUGCCCUUGCACUAGCGAUUGACCAACAUACAGCCUUAAGUGUCGACAAGAUGAUACUUCAUGCGGCUCUGAAAUUUCUCAAAACGUCAUUUGCUAUCGUGGCAGUGAAUGCUGAUCAUGAGAGUAUCGUGAUGGUCUGGAGUAACCUGUUAGACGAUCAAUUCUUCCCACUGGUAAAGAGGAGAGAGCCAAUGGCUUUGAUCCUGCUUGCAUACUGGACUGUAUUGUUCGGAACGUUCCAGGAGAGGUGGUGGAUAGGUGGACUGGGUAUCGCGAUUCUGAGGCACAUUGUUGAAUUCCUCGCGCAACCUGAAGACGGGAAUGUUUGUGUGCAAGAGGGAGAGUAUACGUUGACGUAUCAUUCUUUGAAGCAACAUUCGGACGGUGCGAGUGAUCUGGGAGCGGGCAAGGCAAAGUGGAGAGAACUUCUACAGUGGCCUUGCCGCCAGAGUGGCUUUCGUGAACUUUGA
Bacidia gigantensis is the source of this 1272-nucleotide messenger RNA. RefSeq lists its product as uncharacterized. Lineage: Eukaryota; Fungi; Ascomycota; Lecanoromycetes; Lecanorales; Ramalinaceae. Gene Ontology annotation, molecular function: DNA-binding transcription activator activity, RNA polymerase II-specific. The transcript has a single exon. Gene Ontology annotation, biological process: regulation of transcription by RNA polymerase II. The coding region runs from base 1 to 1272 and encodes 423 amino acids. The record is from RefSeq and is a predicted model, not a curated record.